CUUCCUGCUCAGGUAACUUGUUGUGUGUUCUAAUAUUCAUGAGCACUGGUCAUCUGACACCACCUCUUUCCUCCACCUCCACUGACUCCACCCUGUGGAGGUAUAAAAGCCUCGGGUCACCUGAGCGUCUCACUGUGUUCUGAUAUCUCACCUGUUCGCUCUCACUGAAGAUCUUCAUCGCCGGUUCUCCAUUUCUCCGUCUCUGCCUUCACACCCGCAACUCUCUCCUCCACCUUUCAGUGUUUCUUUCUCUCCUCCACCUUUUCUUUUCUCCACCAUGAGCCUGAGUCGCACCAAGCGAAUCAGCUCGGGAUCCUCGGUGCGCAGCGGGGGGUUCGGGGGGGGCUCCGGUAGGCCGAGCAGCUUUGGCGGCGUCUCCCUGAGCGGGGGCUCCAUGUACGGGGGGGCCUCCGGGCCUCAUCGUGGCUCGGGGGGGGGCCCACUGGCCGCGCUGUCCGUCAACAGGAGCCUGCUGGCCCCCCUCGACCUGGAGAUCGACCCCCGCCUGAGCACCAGCAGGGCCCUCGAGAAGGAGCAGAUCAAGAGCCUCAACAACCGCUUCGCCACCUUCAUCGACAAGGUGCGUUUCCUGGAGCAGCAGAACAAGAUGCUGGAGACCAAGCUGGAGCUGCUGCAGGGUCACGGGGUCGGCCGGUCCAACGUGGAGCCCCUCUUCGAGGCCUACAUGGCGGGUCUAAGGCGCCAGAUGGACCUGGUCAACAACGACAGGAGCAAGCUGGAUGGGGAGCUGAGGAACAUGCAGGGCCUGGUGGAGGACUACAAGCACAAGUAGGACGAGUCAGGGGCGGGACUACAAGCACGAGGAGGUGGA
Messenger RNA from Gasterosteus aculeatus aculeatus (three-spined stickleback), 832 nucleotides. The record is from RefSeq and is a predicted model, not a curated record. Lineage: Eukaryota; Metazoa; Chordata; Actinopteri; Perciformes; Gasterosteidae.